AUGAAGCUCCUCAACCUCUUCAGCGGGCUGCUUUGCGCCUCGUCUGCGCUUGCUUUCAAGAAGCCAACCAAGCAUACGCUUCCGCGGUCUGUCGUCGAGAGGCGGGCGGCCAACCAGCCCUUCUCUCACCCCAAGAUUCAGAAGCGCGCCUCCCAGUUCUUGACGGACAAGACCAAGGCUUUCGCUGUCAAUGGCACUGACUUCCCUGAAGUGCCGUUCGACAUUGGCGAAUCCUACGCGGGAUUGCUUCCCAUCUCCGACAGCCCCGACGAGACUCGCGAGCUUUUCUUCUGGUUCUUCCCGACCACAGCGGCGCAGACCCCUGAAGAGGUGGUCAUCUGGCUCAAUGGCGGACCCGGAUGCUCUUCUCUGUCCGGUCUCCUCACCGAGAACGGCCCUUUCACUUGGGAAGACGGCACGCUCGCUCCCGUCCAGAACACCUACGCGUGGACCAACUUGACCAACAUGCUGUGGGUCGAGCAGCCCGUUGGUGUGGGUUACUCACAGGGAACACCCAACAUCACCGACGAGGUCCAGCUCGCGGCCGAGUUCCGCGGGUUCUACAAGAACUUUGUCGACACGUUCCAGACCAAGACCUGGAAGACCUACAUCACCGGAGAGUCCUACGCCGGAUACUACGUUCCGUACAUUGCAGAUGGUUUCAUUUCCGCCAACGACACCGACUACUUCAAUCUGGCCGGUAUCUCGAUCAACGACCCCAUCAUCGGCGACGAGACCCUCCAGCAGGAGGUCGUCAUCCUGCCCUUUGUCGAGUUCUGGAACAACCUCUUCUACCUCAACGAGACCUUCCUCGAGCAGGUUCGCGACCGCCAGGACUCGUGCAACUACUCCUCCUACCUCGACACCUACUUCCAGUUCCCGCCGCCCCAGAAGCCCUUCCCCGUCCUGCCCGACCCCUACUACAGCGACACGUACGCCUGCGACAUGUUCGACACCCUGUACGAGGCCCUUCUCGAGGUCAACCCCUGCUUCAACAUCUACCACGUCACCGAGACCUGCCCGCACCCGUACUCCCAGCUCGGCAUCGUGAACAGCGGCGACUACUCCCCGCCCGGCGCCGAGAUCUACUUCAACCGCACCGACGUCAAAAAGGCGCUCCAUGCGCCCCUCAACUCGAACUGGGAGCAGUGCACCGACGUCAACGUCUUUGGCAACGGUUCCAAAGACGGUUCAGGUUCUGACCAGUCCAACGGCCCGGCCAUCACCGGCGCCUUGCAGCGCGUCAUCGAGUACACCAACAACACCAUCAUCGGCUCCGGCGACCUCGACAUGCUCCUCAGCACCAACGGCACGCUCCUGGCGAUCCAGAACUUGACCUGGAACGGCGCGCAGGGACUGUCAGAGUACCCCAGCACCCCCGUCUUGGUCCCGUACCACCCGGAUUACAACGGUGGCGCGCUCGCGGGCGCGGGUAUCCAGGGUGUGUGGACCGCUGAGCGUGGCCUGACGUUUUACACUGCUCGUCUCGCCGGCCACGAGUUGCCCGGUUACGCGCCCGGCGUCGCGUACCGCAUGCUGGAGAUUCUGCUCGGAAAGAUUGAUAACUUUAGCAAUACCGGCGACUUUACUACCCAGACUGGUAACUUUACCGGAAACGGUACUAUUUACAAGAGGCACUACUAG
This is a messenger RNA of Colletotrichum orchidophilum, 1644 nucleotides long. RefSeq names its product serine carboxypeptidase. The record is from RefSeq and is a predicted model, not a curated record. The transcript has 3 exons. Gene Ontology annotation, molecular function: serine-type carboxypeptidase activity. The coding region runs from base 1 to 1644 and encodes 547 amino acids. Gene Ontology annotation, biological process: proteolysis. NCBI's taxonomy places the organism in Eukaryota, Fungi, Ascomycota, Sordariomycetes, Glomerellales, Glomerellaceae.